Messenger RNA from Daucus carota subsp. sativus, 899 nucleotides. RefSeq names its product thioredoxin-like 3-1, chloroplastic. Bases 101 to 664 code for a protein of 187 amino acids. The record is from RefSeq and is a predicted model, not a curated record. Gene Ontology annotation, cellular component: chloroplast stroma. NCBI's taxonomy places the organism in Eukaryota, Viridiplantae, Streptophyta, Magnoliopsida, Apiales, Apiaceae. The transcript has 5 exons.
AGAUAAAAUAUAUAUAAAAAUUUGUUUACUUGAUAAAAGUUCAUUUCCACAUAAAUAUCUAUCUCCUCCUGUCACUUCUUGAAGAACAAAGAAGCUGGAAAUGUCAAUAUUAGCACCAAAUUCUCACAUUCUAUACCGAGAAACCUACAGUCCUAAAGACCAGAACCAACAGCUCUGGAGUGCUGGGAGUUUCUUGAAUACUUCAAAGUCUUUAAGGUUUGGUUUUGAUCAAAGAAAAGACAGUGACUGCAAGAAAAUUGCAAACAGAGAUUGCAGAGCCAAUUCUUUUUUUCCAGACUUGUCAAGGCCUCAGUCUGUAGAAAUGGAGCCCGUUACUGAUUCUGAUCACUUGGACCAAAUCUUGGACAAGGCCACUGAUCAUUGUCAGCCCAUUGUCAUUGACUGGAUGGCUACUUGGUGUAGAAAAUGCAUUUAUAUAAAGCCUAAACUCGAAAAAUUGGCUGCAGAGUUUGAUACUAAAUUAAAAUUCUACUUUGUGGAUGUCAACAAAGUCCCUCAAUCUCUUGUAAAGCGUGGCAACGUUUCAAAAAUGCCAACAAUUCAGAUAUGGAAGGAUGGAGAGAUGAAAGAGGAAGUCAUAGGAGGGCAUAAAGCUUGGCUUGUUCUUGAAGAAGUCCGAGAAAUGAUCAAAAAGUAUGUAUGAUGUUCUUUCUUUCCUCAUCAUCCCCAUCAAAAUAUGUAAUCAAUGUAUAUUUGAAAAGCAAAUAUUCAUAUAUUUGUAUAGCGGCCUCUGCUGGCCUCCUAUAUCGAGUCAAUUCGUUCUUUCUUACCUUCAAAUCCCUAUAAGGCUGUUUUUAGACACAAGAUUACUAUAUAUACAUUUUUUGGUAGUAGGACAGGACAGCUUAAUAUUUUGGUGAACAUAUGGUUAACACUGA